ACUAAUGAAGGUUCCAGCUAUUUCCGCUCGCUGUUGGACUCACUAAUUAGCCUACUGGUGCUGCUCACCACCGCAAACAACCCUGAUGUGACGAUGCCCGCCUACAGUCGCAACCGAUUUGCUGCCAUAUUUUUUAUUCUCUAUUUAUUUGUUGGUGUCUACUGCUUCAUGAACAUGCUGCUGGCUGUCAUCUACAACCAGUUCCGGGGAUAUUUUCUUAAUUCAAUGCAGGGCAGCUUGUUGAGAAGGAGACUUGGAGUACGGGCAGCCUUUGAAGUGCUGCUCAGGAAAAAGUCCAGCAUUCAGGGAGCUUGUUCCACUGCAGAUUCAGGAGUGGGAGGCGGAGUCAUCAAAGCUGUUGUUGACAAGUGCCUGCUGCCAAAACAUGUGAAAACUGCUCUGUUUGAGGACUUGAGUGGCAGGGAGAGUGCCAUGUUUUCUGCUGCCGAGUUUCAUGAGCUGUUUAGUUGUUUGGACAAGAACACAGUCAAGAGACAGACGCCCGGUGUUCGAUGGAUGAAAGACCCCAGACUGAAGAUGAUACAACGAGUAUUUAUCCACAGAUACUUCAACUUUUUUGGCAUGGGCGUGGCUUUCGUUAAUCUCAUUGUCAUCUCGGUGCAACUUGGUGCCAAAUAUGACGCCUCGUUCCGUGAAAGUCACUCCACAUUAAGGGUUGUCAACUUCACCUUCGCCAUCUACUAUUUACUGGAACAACUUGUUAAAUUCUGGGCAUUUGGAUGGCGGAAAUAUCUGGCAGACAAAGGCAACAUUUAUGAUGCUGUCAUUACUUCAGCUCUAAUUAUUGGUGAGGUGGUGUCUGCAAUACUAUAUGGCAUACCGUAUUUCCCCAAGGAGAUGAUCAUGCACAGUAGCAGUAGCGUAAUGUGGAACAUGCUGCGAUUGGUGAAUAUUUUGAUUAUGGCUCGGAUGCUGAAGGUCAUUCCAUAUGUCAAGUCCAUGUCUGUUGUUGCCAUGGUUCUUUUGGACUUGAUGAAAAAUAUGAAAUCUUUUGCAGGCAUCCUUGUUGUUAUAAUUUAUGCAUUUGCCAUUUUCGGGAUGCAACUUUUCCAGGGCACCAUCACAUACGAGGCCGAAUUUGUCAACAGAUCAUUUGUCUGUGGAUCUUAUGAGCAGCUGGAAUACUGGGCUAACAACUUUAAUGACUUCUACGCUUCCAUCAUUGUGCUUUGGAAUGUUAUGAUAGUGAACAACUGGCAAGUGUUCCUGGAAGUGUUCAAAAACAAGACAUCUCCAUGGUCAUACCUGUACUUCAUCGCCUGGUGGCUGCUGUCUGUAAUCUUAGUCCUGAAUCUGUUCACAGCUUUGAUCAUGGAGAACUUCAUCAUGAAAUGGGAUCAGCGACAUCAGCUGAGUGAAGCAGCGACAAACUCCUCCUCCACAUACGAAGGACUGACUGUCACAAUACAACUGAACACUGUACACAGCAUGUUCAGGGACCUGCUGCAAGAGCCACCAGACACUGAGCUUUUGUCACUGCUCAACAAGCAUCGUUAUCUCAGGUUGGAUGGAUGA
Candidula unifasciata is the source of this 1536-nucleotide messenger RNA. The record is from the annotation of a GenBank genome assembly. NCBI's taxonomy places the organism in Eukaryota, Metazoa, Mollusca, Gastropoda, Stylommatophora, Geomitridae.